This is a messenger RNA of Dibothriocephalus latus, 1653 nucleotides long. Lineage: Eukaryota; Metazoa; Platyhelminthes; Cestoda; Diphyllobothriidea; Diphyllobothriidae. The record is from the annotation of a GenBank genome assembly.
UUGCAGGUUUUUAUCCGGGAAUUAAUCUCAAACGCCAGCGACGCCGUUGAACGUCUAAGAUUUCUCCAAACAAGCGGAACUGCCGCUGCUAUUGAAGGGCCCUUAGAAAUACACGUUCAAACAGACGAAGAAAAACGUCUGUUAAUUAUUCAAGAUAACGGCAUUGGAAUGACAGCCGAAGAAAUGGAAACUAACUUGGGUACAAUUGCAAAGUCGGGAAGUCGUGAAUACGUGGAAGUUUUCUCGCGUAGUCAAAGUUCGACUAAAAAUUAUGAAUCUGGCGGCCAUGUUUGGAAUUCAAAGGGAACCACAGGAACCUUCGAAAUAGGAAAUGCUGAUAACGUCUCUCCUGGUACGAAAAUAGUCCUGCAUCUCAAGGAAGACGCGGCCGACUUUUGCAAGCAGUCAGUUGUUGAGUCUAUCAUUCGAAAAUACAGUAACUUCAUUGGGGUGCCCGUGUUUCUUAAUGGCAAACAGCAAAACGUCGUCGAACCUCUCUGGUGUAAGGACCCUUCUAAGGUCACUGAGGAGGAGUACGCUUCUUUCUACCGAUUCCUUUCUGGAAAUGCUUACGAUUCGCCACGUUAUCGAACGACCUUCCAGACAGACUCCCCGAUAAACUUAAGAGCACUGCUUUUUGUCCCCUCCAUGAAACCUACCAUUUUCGAAAUGGCAAAGGAUGGGGAAGCUGGAAUUUCACUCUACAGUCGAAAAGUUCUCCUCAUGAGCAAGGCUGAAAAACUUCUGCCCAGAUGGCUACGCUUCAUUAGAGGCGUUGUAGACAGCGAAGAUAUCCCUCUAAAUUUGAGUCGUGAACUGCUUCAGGAUCACGGACUUAUUCAUCGAAUUAAUCGUAUUUUGACGGCCCGAAUUCUGCGCUCUCUCCUUACCGAGGCUAAGCGCAACCCUAAAGAGUUUUCCAAAUUCCUGGAAGACUUCGGUCUCUAUCUCAAGGAGGGAAUCGUUACAGAGACUGAUCAGUCCACCCGUGAGAACAUUGCUAAAGUUCUGCGAUAUGAGUCCAGCGCCCUGCCUGCCGGCCAACUUACCAGCUUUGAUGAAUACGCGUCGAGAAUGCGUGCCGGCGAACGCAACAUCUAUUUCCUGUCUGCACCAAAUCGUCACCUGGCAGAAGCCUCGCCCUACUUUGAGGCGAUCCGAAAGAAAUCACCCGAUACAGAGGUUCUUUUCUUAUACGAGCCGUACGACGAACUCGUUCUAAUGAAUCUCGGACAGUAUGACAAGAAGAAUCUCAGUUCAAUAGAAAAAUUCCUGUCAGAAGAUGCGUCGAACACCGACACUGUUACUCGACGUUUGACCUCACAUCCUUGCUUGGUGACUAUCCGCGAGGCUGGCGCUAUGCGGCACCUUCUGCGUACAUCAUUAGCCAACAGGCCUGCGACCGAAAAGUACCAAGCCAUGGAGCCCGUGCUGGAAUUGAAUCCUCAACACACUCUCGUUCAGUAUCUCUAUAAACUGACUUCCACAGACUCACAAGAGGACAAGGUCUUGGCCACUGCCCUCAUCGACUGUCUAUUUGACAAUGCGAUGGCUAACGCUGGCCUUCUUGAGGAGGUACGCGAGAUGACUGAGCGAACUACGCAGCUGCUCACGCUGCUUGUCCAACGAUUUUCCGGGCCGAAGACUACAUAA